Labeo rohita (rohu) is the source of this 2844-nucleotide messenger RNA. RefSeq names its product glutamic pyruvate transaminase (alanine aminotransferase) 2 (gene gpt2). NCBI's taxonomy places the organism in Eukaryota, Metazoa, Chordata, Actinopteri, Cypriniformes, Cyprinidae. Gene Ontology annotation, biological process: biosynthetic process. The record is from RefSeq and is a predicted model, not a curated record. Gene Ontology annotation, molecular function: pyridoxal phosphate binding; L-alanine:2-oxoglutarate transaminase activity. The transcript is spliced from 12 exons. The coding region runs from base 98 to 1789 and encodes 563 amino acids.
CUACAAUCCCCAUUCUAAACAGAAACAUGAGCCCGCUGAGUAAGAGCAUAAAGAUUGGCGGGUGGAUGAUAGUAGGCGAUGAUGAGAUGAUUCUCUGAUGAGCGUGUUACGGUUCCUCAGACAAACUCGACUUCCUCACUGUGCCAAUAUGUAUCGCCUGCAGUCACUGGCAGCUCGGUCACUGAUCGCCGGAGCUCUUGAUCAGUGUAGCCCCUUAACACUGACAUCUUUUACUGGGGUACGACACAAGUCUCAAGGUCCGCCCGUGGAGAAGUAUGGCCAGAUGCGCUUUAUCACCGCCGAGGCUAAAGUGGCUACUGAGCGCCUUAACGGAAAGAUGCGGGAGAGGACACUGACUAUGGAGACCCUGAACCCGCAGGUAAAAGCUGUGGAGUACGCCGUGAGAGGACCCAUCGUCAUCAAAGCCGGAGAGAUUGAGAGAUACAUGGAGGAGGGUGGUACAAAACCGUUCUCUGAAGUCAUUAAAGCCAACAUCGGUGAUGCACAUGCAAUGGGACAACAGCCAAUCACCUUCCUCAGACAGGUGGUGGCUCUCUGCAUGUUUCCUGAGCUGAUGGACAGCCCCAGUUUCCCAGAGGAUGUGAAAUGGAGAGCAAGGCGCAUCCUGGAGGGCUGCGGGGGACACAGUCUCGGGUCAUAUAGUGCAAGCCCCGGUGUGGAGUGCAUCCGCAAAGACAUCGCCGCGUACAUCGAGCAAAGAGAUGGAGUUCCUGCAGACUGGGAAAACAUUUACCUCACCACUGGGGCUAGUGAUGGCAUUAUGACCGUUUUGCGGCUACUGGUGUCUGGAAAAGAUUCUUCUCGGACUGGCGUAAUGAUCCCCAUUCCUCAAUACCCGCUUUACUCCGCUGCAAUCUCAGAGAUGGAUGCAGUACAGGUCAACUAUUACUUAGAUGAAGACAACUGCUGGGCCCUGGACAUCAAUGAACUUCACAGAGCUUUUCAGGCUGCCAAACAGCACUGCCAGCCGCGAGUCAUUUGCAUCAUUAACCCUGGCAACCCUACUGGUCAGGUCCAAAGUAAAAAAUGCAUUGAAGAAGUCCUGCACUUUGCCUAUGAAGAGAAUCUCUUUGUCAUGUCAGAUGAGGUGUAUCAGGACAACGUGUACGCACCUGACUGUCAGUUCCACUCCUUCAAGAAGGUGCUAUACGAGAUGGGUCCUGAGUACUUCAACAGUGUGGAGCUCGCCUCCUUCCAUUCUACUUCCAAAGGCUACACGGGAGAGUGUGGUUUUAGGGGUGGAUAUAUGGAGGUGAUCAACAUGGAUCCUGAGGUCAAGGCCCAAUUAGUCAAGCUUUUAUCAGUUCGUUUGUGUCCCCCCUUGGCUGGCCAGGCUGCAAUGGAUGUGAUUGUCAACCCUCCCCAACCAGACGAGCACUCGUUCAAACAGUUCCACCAGGAGAAAUCAUCAGUGCUGGGUGCUCUAGCAGAAAAAGCUAAACUAACUGAGCAGAUCCUAAAUGCAGUUCCAGGAAUCAAAUGUAAUCCUGUACAAGGGGCCAUGUACGCCUUCCCUCGAAUCUUUAUCCCUCCUAAGGCAGUGGAGGAAGCCAAGGCUCUAGGAAUGCAGCCAGAUAUGCUGUACUGCUUGAGGUUGCUGGAGGAGACUGGAAUCUGCGUUGUACCUGGAAGUGGAUUUGGGCAGAAAGAUGGGACAUAUCAUUUCAGAAUGACAAUCCUGCCAUCCAUAGAGAAGCUGAAGGUACUUCUUGGCAAAGUGCAAGAUUUCCACAUCAGUUUCCUGAAAGAGUACUCUGCUCUGGAGUGAGAUGACAUGAUUUGCAAAACACAAGCUGGCGAGUCCAGCGCUACUUAACACACCACCUGUUUAUUUAAACUGUAAAGGAAGUGUUAAGUAUCUUGUUACAUUUUUUUUUUAAAUUCUAAUUUUAGACAGGAUUUAAUGAUGUAAUCUGAAUUACAGCCUUGUUUACUAAUAUUUUCGGGAAAUGGUUUCUGGGUGAGUUAGCAAAUUAAGUCAGACAUAUAACACUAUUCUUGAAUAUUUCAGUUAUUUUUCACGGUUCAUUGUCAUUGUCAUUUUUUUCUUGUAUUACAUUUGCUUUUAAAUCAGUAUUUCUACAGCAGGGUGCAUGGUAAAUAGACACUCUCUAUCAUACAUGAGAUUCAGUUACAAAGAUUAUUUAUUAACAACUUCCCAAACCAGGAACUAAAUUUUGAAGAUUGACACGUCACUCACUUGAAAACAGCUCAGUUGAAACUGUUUUGUAGCACCUAAUGUGAACUAUUCAAAACCAUUUGGCUUAUGCAAAUUUAGCUUUCUUUUUUUACUUUGGUGGUAAAGGGGGGAGCGUGGAUGGUGUUGGGAAGUUUACAAGGAGGGACUCUUUUAAUGUUUGUUUGUCCUCAUCCUUAGUUGCACUCAUUGCCAUGCAAUGUACAUAAACAUUUUAUCUUACAAAAUUACAAGAUUAGUCACAAGUUAGGCUUCUGUUGAAGAUUGUGCCUAAGGUAAUGAUUUUUGUGUCUCUGACCCUGUACGUUUCCAAGGCCAGAUGAGCAUGGGUGGAGAAAGUGCUGGCUUGUAAUUGUUUACUGAUGUAUUUUAUUUCUUCUGGUUUUGUUGCAAGUCAUUUUGAACUAUUAAACAUAAUGCUGUUUGAAUCAGUACUGGGACCUGUACCAUGACGCUAACUGAACAAACUCUGGGUUAAAGGAUUGGUUUCACGUUGAUAAAACAAAUCUAAUCCAAUCAGCCUUUGUUGAUCAUCAACUUUAUCUGUCAGCUCAGACUUGAAUGAUCCUAAAUUCAUGCAUGGCUAUAUACACAUGCAGAUGAAAUUGUGACCACCCCCCGCCCCC